Messenger RNA from Paramecium primaurelia, 341 nucleotides. The record is from the annotation of a GenBank genome assembly. NCBI's taxonomy places the organism in Eukaryota, Ciliophora, Oligohymenophorea, Peniculida, Parameciidae.
AUGAAAACACUAUUAUUUUUUAAUAGGGUAUGAGUUAUAAUUACAAUUAGAUUAUUAGAAGGAGAAGAUUUAUAUCAAGGAUAAAGGAAACGAAAUAUGAGUAAAUGGCUGCAGAAAUUAUGAAACAAAUAUUUAGUGCAAUUAUAUAUUGUCAUGAAAAUAAUAUUGUUCAUGAGCAUUUAGCAACAGAAAAAAUUAUUUUUGAAAAUAAAAAACCAAAUUCAAAUGUGAAAAAUAUUGGCUUAGGAUUUUCUUAAAAAUUAGAAAAACAAUCAAAAUUUAUUUUAAACAUUCUGGAAUGUAUUAUGAUAAUAUAUUUUAUAAGCCCCAUGUUAUUGAUU